AUGGAGAUGAACCGGACUGUGGAUGAUGCCCUGCCUCACCAAAAUGGAAGCACCGCCGGUGGCUUUAUCACCUGGAGCUGUACAUCCAGUGCUGUCAUGGCCGUCACCACAGCGAUGGCAGACGACAGAGUGAUUACAGGAUUUAGACCCAUGUCCAAACUUUUGGCACUUGAAACAUCGGAGUGGAUUGGGGACAUACACCUCCACUCCGAUGUUGAGAUAACCAGCUUUAACAGAUUUAGGAAGGGUCGACAGUGCAAAACAACACCCUGCAAAGAUGGCCAGCACUGUGCAGUUUGUGAUGAAACGGGUGACUGCUCAUCAACGUGUCACCCUGGGUAUUUCAACAAGCGAUGUACAUCUACGUGCAACAGUGGCUGCAGACAUAAAGCGUGUAAACUGCUCAAAGGCAGUGGCAUCGCGGCGUGCAUCCAUGGCUGUAAUCCCGGACUCCAGGGUACAAGCUGCAACAUACCAUGUGAACAUCAGAGACAGUGUACAGAAUGUAAAGGCGGAUGUUACGACGGCUACUGCCAGAUUGGGUCAGCAUGUGUUUCUCGAUGCGUGGACUCCUACUAUGGCCUUGACUGCAAGAACUGUUCUGAUCAAUGUCAAUCGUGUAAUAGAAGCACUGGAAUGUGUGAGCAGUGUCAUUCUCCAUACACUGGCCCCAACUGUGAGAUGCCAUGUGAGAAUUGUAAAGGAACAUGCAAGGCUGGAUGCGAAGGAGGCUGUAAUCCUGGAUUUUAUGGUCAUUGGUGUGACAAGGUGUGUAGUGAAAACUGCCGCGCCGGCCUUGACGCAACUUUUGUGCUAGAAUGUGACAGAAAUGUCUCCAACACGUGCAUCAUUGACUGCGACAAGAAGACAGGACAUUGCAUCCACGGUUGUAAUCCCGGAUUUUAUGGCCAACGGUGUGAAAAGGUGUGCAGUGAAAACUGCCUCCCUGACCCCAACGGAACUUUAUCAUCAGCAUGUGACAGAAAUGUCUCCAACAAUUGCACCCCCGAAUGUGACAAAACGACAGGAUACUGCAUUCGUGGCUGUAAUCUCGGAUGGCAUGGUACUAACUGCUCAUCUCGAUGUAACUCAAAGUGCGCAAAUCUGUCCUGCACUGAGUCAGGAGCGUGUUUAGAUGGUUGUGCACCAGGGUAUGCUGGGACUGACUGCUCCUGCUACGAGAACUGCAUCAAACAUAUUUGUCACUCUGAGAAUGGAACCUGUGUGAAAGGGACAAAUCAAGCAGACCAGUACUUGGAGGCGUACCAGCCCGCGUCCAUGUAUUGGGAAAUAGCAGAUGAAGAUGUGAAUCUAGGAGGCCAACCACUUGAUACCGAGGCGAGUGAUGCACAACUCAGGGAAGUGCAAGACCGUGAAGCGGAUGUUGCAUCGGAUGGUACUUCUGAAGACAGCCUGUCCUAUUCUCACCUUGUGAGGACCUCUGUGUUGAUGGCCAGAAAACUGUAUAUUAUAAACACAUGCCAUCAGCAGCGGAAAUCACAACCACGGCCACGAGCUGAACAUCCGCCGUGA
Haliotis rufescens (red abalone) is the source of this 1533-nucleotide messenger RNA. RefSeq names its product multiple epidermal growth factor-like domains protein 10. The record is from RefSeq and is a predicted model, not a curated record. NCBI's taxonomy places the organism in Eukaryota, Metazoa, Mollusca, Gastropoda, Lepetellida, Haliotidae. The transcript has 4 exons. Bases 1 to 1533 code for a protein of 510 amino acids.